CCCUUGAUUCACCAUCACGAUGAUAUGCUUGCUCUGCUGAUUCAUCCCCUGCCCCCUCAUGCUGCAUGGGGACCGACAUGGGCUGGGCAGCAGGCCAUUCGCCUUUCUCUUGCAGCUGGAGCUGAUACGUAGAAUGUGCCUCCUGCAGCAUAGGGUGACUGACAUAGAUCCUUUCCCCCCUCUAUCAACAUACAUCCUCUGUGUGCCAUAGACCCAGCAAUUAUCACCUACCUGGCCGUGUCGAUGUUGGGCUUUUCCUGUCAUAAGACGCGGCUCCACCAGACGGACAAGCCGAGCUCGGCGGCUCGCUCUUCUGCAACUCAGCUGCACCAGCCGACGAGAUGGCCAACGACGCCGAGGCACUGCUGUCAGUGGCCUGGGGGUCUUCAAAGUCGAUGACUUUCCACGUCCAGCCGUCCUCGUCUGUCUUGACGCGAUGCUCCACUGUCCAUCGACCAUUGCAGCAGAGAGGAAGAGAGAAGACAGAGUGUGCGGAUCCCUCUGUGUGAAUAUGUGGUUGUGUUGGGUGGGUACCUGUCUGUCUGUCUGUCUGUCUGUCUGCCCUUUGCACGUGGCGGCGAGGUGCUGUGCUGUUGGUCCAUCUUGAUGCGGACAUCCCGCCCACCGGUGUCUGGCGGCACAACAACACUCACCGUCAGCCCAUAAGGCGACUGAGACCUGACCGCAGGGAAAGAAACCAUGCAUCUGUGUCAUGCUGUCCCUCCCUCCCUGACCAGUAGUAUCUGUCAGUGGCCCGUCAUUCUUCGUCAGAACCGCUGGCCAGGCCGCCUGGCCUCGCACAGAGUGGGAGCGCCCCUGUCCAUGUCCAUCAGCUCUUCGGCAGGCCACUCAUCGCCUCGCUCAUCAUCAUCAUGGGCGGGCCAGAGACGGGUGGGUAGUGGUGUCUGCCAGUGGCCCUGCCAUUCCUUGUCAGAUCCCCUGGCCAGGCCGCCUGGCCCCGCACACAAUGGGAGGGCCCCUGUUCGAUGCCCAUCAGCUCUUCGGCAGGCCACUCACCGCCUCGCCCGUCAUUACCCGCGGCAGAUCUUCGGUUUUCUCGACCCGUGGCGGGGCGGAGGGGCAGCAGCAGCACUUGCCGACGGCCGGAUGAGGGACUUGUCCUUUCUGCCGCCACCGUAACGUCACCUUCUGCGGCGCAUCAAAUCUCGUGACUGUCGGCUGCCUGCGGCUGCUUGUUUCUUCUCCAUUGUCGUCGCUGACGUCGAUGUGGUCCCAUUUGCAGUGAUCAAUCAUUCUCGGCCGUGAUGAUUGCGAGCUCGGCAAAUGAGCUCGCCCUUCGAUGUCUGGAUUGGCGUGUUGUACAGCGAAUUGCAAUCCGUGAGUGCCCCGGAGGUCGGCCUCCUCGAUAAAAGCCUCGGCUGAAAGAGAGCCAUCGCUCAUUCAAUUCUGCUCGACACAUCCGC
Messenger RNA from Vitrella brassicaformis, 1424 nucleotides. The record is from the annotation of a GenBank genome assembly. NCBI's taxonomy places the organism in Eukaryota, Vitrellaceae.